UCAUAGUAUGCUAUUAAUAUACAAAGGGUUCGCCAAAUGCGACAUAUUCCGCAGUAAAAUAUAUUGCAUCAUUUCUUCGUUUUGCGAAACACAACUCGAGCAGUUUUUGUUUUUUUCCAACUAAGACAGAUCGGAAAGCUAACUGUUCCAAAGACACAGAGAUCUAAAUAGACAUUUAAAACGUUCGUUUGCCGGUAUCUUGUGAUAUUCUGGCGAUAUAUUUGGUCGAUUUUUUUUUAAAAGCCAGUCCAAUGGGGAAUUGUCUGUCUUCUCAAGGCGCCGAUGACUUGUCCCUGCUAAACGAGUCAGAAGGAGCCAGUCUCCCUGGAGAGCCACCACCGCCGUAUCAGGAGCGUGCCCAGGUGCCAGUGUUUCACCCCACGCCCAGUCAGCCCCGCCUGGCCACGCAGCUCACGGAGGAGGAGCAGGUGCGCAUUGCACAGAGGAUCGGUCUGAUCCAGCACCUCCCCCGCGGCAUCUUUGACCCCGGAUCUGAGCCCUCCGAUAAGAAGAUCAAAGAGUGUGUGAUAUGCAUGAACGACUUUGAAUAUGGAGACCCCAUCCGGUUCCUUCCGUGCCUGCACAUCUAUCAUGUGGACUGCAUCGACGCGUGGCUCAUGCGCUCCUUCACGUGUCCCUCCUGCAUGGAACCCGUGGACGCGGCCUUGCUCUCCUCUUACGAGACUAACUGAGCCGCUCCUUCCUCGAGAGUCAACCCUGUCCUCGCUCUCGUUCUGUCGGACGGGGGGCCUCGGUUCAGA
Messenger RNA from Chanos chanos (milkfish), 761 nucleotides. RefSeq names its product ring finger protein 11a (gene rnf11a). Gene Ontology annotation, cellular component: ubiquitin ligase complex. Gene Ontology annotation, molecular function: ubiquitin protein ligase activity. Bases 252 to 692 code for a protein of 146 amino acids. NCBI's taxonomy places the organism in Eukaryota, Metazoa, Chordata, Actinopteri, Gonorynchiformes, Chanidae. The record is from RefSeq and is a predicted model, not a curated record. The transcript has 3 exons. Gene Ontology annotation, biological process: ubiquitin-dependent protein catabolic process.